Messenger RNA from Bombina bombina (fire-bellied toad), 3898 nucleotides. RefSeq names its product SEL1L adaptor subunit of ERAD E3 ubiquitin ligase (gene SEL1L). The transcript has 21 exons. Gene Ontology annotation, molecular function: protein binding. Lineage: Eukaryota; Metazoa; Chordata; Amphibia; Anura; Bombinatoridae. Gene Ontology annotation, cellular component: endoplasmic reticulum membrane. The record is from RefSeq and is a predicted model, not a curated record. Gene Ontology annotation, biological process: ERAD pathway. Bases 113 to 2662 code for a protein of 849 amino acids.
UAAUCUGAUUGGCUUGCUCGUCGGUGCGCGGCUGGCUAAUGGAGAUGGUUUAGGCCGUUGUCUGGCCCUGGGGUUGUCAGAGUGAAUCGUUCUGGUUUGGGGUCGUGGGAAGAUGGGAGUCCGAGCCUUGAGGGCUCUAUUGCUCCUCGGGUGUUAUUGUGGUGUCCUUGUUGCUGUGUUCUGGAUUCCCAGAGUCGAGGCUGCAGACGAUGGUGAUAAUGAAGAGGCCCAGCCAGUACCCAUGGAAGACCAGCAAUUGGAGUACCCCAAUGUAGCCGAGAUGGAUAUUGUGCAAGUUCCUGAAUUAAUGCAAGAGGACAGUGACGAAACCUCAGAGACUGAGCUUAUUCUUCCAGAGGACACUUUUCAUGAGUCUGACGUAAUUUCCGAGGAGACUCAGGAACCUUUAGUGCAAUCAAGUAGUGAGUUUAACUCUCCGCAUGAUGUGGAGUUUGAUAAAAUAAGUGAUGCAGUCACGGACAGCUCAUUGGGCAAAGAUACAGAUUCUCAUCAGAUGGGGACAGCUAAUGAUCCCGAAACCGAUACCCAGAAAACAGAGAGUGAUACCCCAAAAGCAGAACUACAAAAAACAGUAAUCACAGCCGUGGGAGGCACUGCCGCCGGAGAGCCCUGCCACUUCCCCUUCUUAUUCUUGGACAAGGAAUACUCGGAAUGCACAUCAGAUGGAAGAAAGGACGGGCGACUUUGGUGCGCAACCACCUACAACUACCAGAAUGACCGGAAGUGGGGAUUUUGUGAAACUGAUGAACAAGCUACAAAGAGACAGCAGAUGGAAGAAGCAGAGAACCUCUAUGAUCUGGGGAUGAAGAUUUUAAAUGAGAGCAGCAAAAGAACACAGAAGAAAGAGGCCUACCAGUAUUUUAUGAAAGCCUCUGAUAUGAAUCACAUCAAGGCGAUGGAGAAAGUCGCUUACGCGUUGCUCUUUGGGGACCCAAUAAAGCAGAAUAUUCACGCAGCCAAGGAUCUUCUAGAGAAGCUAACCGAAAAUGGAUCACCCAAAGGGCAAAUGGCUCUUGGGUUCCUUUAUGCUUCUGGCCUUGGUGUGAAUUCCAGCCAAGCAAAGGCCCUUGUUUACUACACCUUUGGGGCUCUAGGAGGGAAUUUGAUAGCUCACAUGAUUUUGGGCUAUCGAUACUGGGCUGGAAUUGGAGUUCUGCAAAGCUGUGAAUCUGCCCUCACUCAUUAUCGACUAGUAGCGAACCAUGUUGCUAGUGAUAUAUCUCUGACGGGCGGGACUGUGGUCCAAAGAAUUCGGCUACCAGACGAAGUAGAGAACCCAGGCAUGGCUAGCGGGAUGUUAGAGGAAGAUUUGAUCCAGUAUUACCAGUUCCUGGCUGAGAAAGGAGAUGUGCAAGCUCAGGUUGGUCUGGGACAGCUUCAUCUGCAUGGAGGGCGCGGUGUGGAGCAAAAUCACCAGAGGGCAUUUGAAUACUUCAAUCAAGCAGCUAAUGCGGGAAACUCUCAUGCAAUGGCUUUCUUAGGAAAGAUGUACUCUGAGGGAAGUGACUCUGUGAUACAGAGUAAUGAAACCGCUCUUCAGUACUUCAAGAAAGCUGCAGAUAUGGGUAACCCUGUCGGUCAGAGUGGUCUGGGCAUGGCUUAUCUGUAUGGUAGAGGCGUUCCUGUUAACUAUGACCUGGCUUUAAAGUAUUUCCAGAAGGCUGCAGACCAAGGCUGGGUAGAUGGGCAGCUGCAGCUGGGCUCCAUGUAUUACAAUGGAGUAGGGGUAAAGAGGGAUUACAAACAGGCCCUGAAGUAUUUUAACCUAGCUUCACAAGGUGGGCACAUUUUGGCUUUCUUUAACCUGGCGCAGAUGCAUGCCACGGGCACUGGUGUAAUGCGUUCCUGUCACACAGCUGUGGAACUGUUUAAGAAUGUGUGUGAACGCGGGCGUUGGUCAGAACGUCUGAUGACUGCUUAUAACGGCUACAAGAAUGGUAACUCCAACAUAGCGAUUGUGCAGUAUCUGCUGCUGGCAGAACAGGGCUAUGAAGUGGCCCAGAGUAAUGCAGCCUUCAUCCUAGACCAAAGAGAAGCCAGCAUAGUUGGUGAGAACGAGACCUUUCCCAGGGCGUUGCUCCAUUGGAACCGGGCAGCUUCCCAAGGCUACACAGUGGCCAGGAUUAAACUUGGUGAUUAUCAUUUCUAUGGCUAUGGGACAGAUGUCGACUAUGAGACGGCAUUUAUCCACUACCGACUGGCUUCUGAACAGCAGCAUAGUGCUCAGGCCAUGUUUAACCUGGGAUACAUGCAUGAGAAGGGCCUGGGAAUAAAGCAGGAUAUACACCUGGCCAAACGUUUCUAUGAUAUGGCAGCGGAAGCCAGCCCGGAUGCUCAGGUGCCUGUGUUCCUUGCUCUGUGUAAACUUGGAGUUCUCUAUGCCUUGCAGUACCUACGGGAAGUUAAUGUGAAGGAAAUAUUCUCCCAAAUUGACAUGGACCAGUUGCUGGGGCCAGAGUGGGACCUUUACCUCAUGACUAUUAUUGCAUUGCUGCUCGGCACUGUAAUAGCAUAUCGACAAAGGCAACCACAAGUAGUGCCAAGGCAGCCGACACCGGCUCCACGACCAGCACCGCAGGAUCCGGCACCUCCACAACCUGAGCAGCCGCCACAACCACAGGAAGCGGAGCCACCACAGUGAUAGUACCGUGUGAAUACUCAGGAGAACUUAUGUGUCACAUAAAGACAGAAAAACCCAAACGCUUCCAGGAGACCAGAGCUGGAUCUGUCCGGCAUUGCGUCAGGAUGUAUGCAACCACUUGACUAUGCUGAGUGCUCUGUAAAAUGAAGCAGGAUAUUCUGUUUCAUGGUCUUUAUUUUAAAUUUGUUCUUGUUUGUAAAUAAAAUGCCAGUUCCCUUUUUUUUUUUUUUUCUUCCCCCUCAACAGCAUAGGGCUCUAUCCAUUAUUUAUAAAGACUUUGGGCUCCCCUGUAAUCUUGAACUUUUUCAAUCUGGGAAAAAAAAUCCUCUGGAAAUGUUAGUAGGGCAAAAAUAAGAACUUUUAUGUAAUAAAAUCAAUUAAGAAUAGCACUUUUUUUUUUUUUUUUUUUAAAGUCUUGUUGUGGAACAUUCACAACUCUUCAGAGUGUCCUCCUAAUCCAUUAUCUGGCACCAUUUUUUUAUUUUUUUUUUGUGAAGCAGCAGUGUGUCAUAAGCUGUACGCCUAUUUAUUUUCGAAUGAGUUUCAUAUGCUGCAAGGUAAACUGAAAUUAUCUGUAGUAUGCCUCAGGUCUAAAUUUUAAUAAUAUAUAAUUUAAUAAUGCAGUUUUUUCCCCUUGUAAGAAUUUAUAUUUUUACUGCAGGCGACCAUUUUUCAGUUUAGCGCUGAUGUUGCAAGUGGGCAUCGUUCUGUAACUUAGGCUGGACAUCAUGUUUUGCACAUUGUCUUUGGUAUCUGCACAUUUCUGUUGUACAUUUACAUACGAAGUUUCAGAAUGUGGAGACUGCAGACUAAUUUAUAAUCUGUGUUUUCAUUCUGUUAAGACUGUGAGGGAGAACAAUCUACUUUCAAAUCAAGUGUGUAUGUUUUGUUUUGUGUGUUUGGAGCAAGAAGGAUGUUGAAGUACACCUUAAAGACAAUUAUUUUUGAAGUGAGAGGAAAGGGUUGCUGGCUGCUUUCUUGCCUCACUCUCCUUUAAAAUAAAACCAUAUGCCGACCUGGCCCUUGGAAUCUCAUUAACAUAUUCAUGUUUGAAAAGCCGGCAAAGUACAGCAAACAUGACAAGGGGUGAUAAUUUUGCAAGCAUAGAGAUGUGGUGGUACAUUUUUAAUUCUCUGCUGGCAAAGCUUUGUAAGGGGAAUGGGUCAGGAAUGGUAAAUCGUGACCCUUAUUCUGAGUUUUAUUUAAUUAAUAAAAAUGUAAAACAGUUGCUGUUCA